This is a messenger RNA of Gasterosteus aculeatus aculeatus (three-spined stickleback), 5610 nucleotides long. The record is from RefSeq and is a predicted model, not a curated record. NCBI's taxonomy places the organism in Eukaryota, Metazoa, Chordata, Actinopteri, Perciformes, Gasterosteidae.
CGGGUGGCAGCUCGUGCGUCAGGAGGAGACAGAGAUGCCAUAACAGCAGCAUCACCGGCCGUUGAUUCCGUCUCAUCUGCUCCCUGUCGGUCCGCGCACCCGGUUCCGCUCCUUACCGGGUCGCCUCUCAUGCUGUGGCCGCGUAGCAGCGCGUCAGUCCGGCUGUGAUCGGAGGAGAGAAGCGGCGGAGCGUUGGCAGCAUCUGGAGGAUGCUCUGGGGUUUCCCAGCAGUCCCUUGAAGAUGAGUGUGACGUCAUGGUUCCUGGUGGGCAGCUCGGGGACUCGGCACCGCCUUCCCAGAGAGAUGAUAUUUGUGGGCCGGGAGGACUGUGAGCUCAUGCUGCAGUCUCGCAGCGUCGACAAACAACACGCCGUCAUCAACUACAAUCCCACCACCGACGAGCACCUGGUGAAGGACCUGGGCAGCCUGAACGGGACAUUCGUGAACGACCUGAGGAUCCCUGACCAGACGUACAUCACCCUCAAACUGUCCGACAUCAUCCGCUUUGGAUACGAUUCUCAUGUCUACAUUCUGGAGAAAAGUCAGCACACAGUCCCAGAGGAGGCUCUGAAGCAUGAGAAGUACAGCAGUCAGCUGCAGAUGAGUCUGAAGUCUUCAGAAAAGAAGGAGACGGAUGUGGAGGACCGAGCGAGACUGGAGAAAACCCAGAGUACAAAGAGUACACAAGAGACCCCGGGGAGUCAGCCCACUCCUUUGUACGGUCAGCCAUCUUGGUGGGGAGAAGAGGAUUAUGGGAGUAAAGUUCAAAGCAGCGCCGAACCUCAUGAAGAAGUCCAGAGAGAUGCUUCCUUGGUGGGCCUGGACUUUACCGGAUCUCUUGCAGACCCCCAACCACAGACCACUUUCCCCCCGUACCACCGAGAGCCCAGCUACUUUGAGAUUCCUACCAAGGACUUCCAACAGCCUAACACUUUAGGCUUGGAGCUUCAUGAGAUUCCCACCAAGGACACGGACAUGCCUAGAGCCUCUCCUCCCCCUCCAACUGCGACCCCGCCGGUGGUCCAAAGCCACGCCUCUUUCACCAUCGAAUUUGACAACUGCAUGCCCGGCAGGAUCAAGAUCAAGGACCACGUAACCAAGUUUACCACCCGGCAGGGGAAGCAGCAGGCCCCGCUCAACUGCCAUGCCCUCACCAAAGCCACGCCCACGGACAUGAUGUCAGUGGAGAGCAAGGUGGCCGAUUGGCUGGUCCACAGUGAUGUCAGCCUUAUGAGAAGACGUCCAACGUGUGAAGACACUUAUAGCACCAAGAGCGACCUCGCCGUCAACAUCAAGACGCUUAGAGGUCACCAUCACGAGGACGGGACACAGAGCGACUCAGAGGACCCUGUACUUUUAGAUGGAAGAAGUAAGUCUCACCACUCAAUCAAAUCAGAGCAGUCAGAUGUGCCGCACCCAUCAGAGUCCUCCGUCCAUGUCCAGUCGCCUCCAUCGCUGCCACCCAGCCAGCCGGUGCGGUUCUCUCCACUUGCACCUGCCCCUGCUCUACCUGUCCCGCCUGAGCGUCCUCUGUCCCAGAGUCCUCCUCAGGAUCAGUGUCCCGCCACAGACAAGCCCAAACAGUGCCCCCCGGAGCACCUUUCCCAGCAGGCCUUUGUCAUCGAGUUCUUUGACGACAACCCGCGCAAAAAGCGCUCACAUUCCUUUACACACAACCCGGGCCACGCAGAUUCCUACUCAGCCCUGAAGGCCAAGCUGGAGCGCCGGAAGGGCGGCGAGAGGCCGGCGUCCGUGCACGGUCACGUCCCCCCCACCCAGCAGGUGACGGUUCCUCUGAAGGGCCAGGGUCACGGCGGCCCCCAAAGGUCGAGCUCUCUGAAGAGGGAGAAGACCGAGGGGGAUGCGGCCUCCUCCGCCUCCUCCUCUCGCUCCUCCUCGACUAUCGCUGUCAAACCCUUCGGCAGCGUUGGGAAGAAGUCCAAGCUGGCUCAGGAGUUUGCUGCUGAGUUCUUGAAGGAUUCUAUGAGACAGGAUUCCUCCCCGACGAACGAUAAGAUGCCGCCCCCCCCGAUGUCUGCCCCACCGGUGAUGAUGUCGCCUCCUCGGGCCAGAAUUCCCUCUCCCCAAGAGUCUCUGGCACCUUCCUUGGUGUCCUUUCCCAGUCUCCCCUUGCAGCCCCCGCAUACGUCAAAGUCGUCGACCCUCCUCCAUGCUGCUAUUCAGAAUCCCUCCCCAAUCCACUCCUACGUUGCUCCUGUGUCCCCCAUCCUGCCCUUGGGCAUCCGGCUAGGAGACCCCAAAGUUUCCCCGAGGAUGAUUAGGAACGAGGAGGACGACAGCCUGAGUGAUGCAGGGACCUACACCAUCGAGACAGAGUCGCAGGACCAAGAGGUGGAGGAGGCUCGCAACAUGAUCGAUCAGGUGUUUGGUGUCCUCGACUCUCCAGAGUACAGUGGUGUGAACACUGGAGUCUAUAGACCUGUAAUAAAUGAUGGCAAGGAUGAGCAAGCUAACCUGCCUAGCGAUGGUAGCACUGUGGACCCGUUGCAUGGCUUUAUCCCAGCUGCUAUCAGCGGCCCCCCAACAGGCCCCACGCAGGUUCCGUCUGCUCAGGCAACAGGUCCAGAUAGACCGAAGUGGGUCUCACGUUGGGCCAGCCUGGCGGACGGUUACGCUGAGCCCGGCUCCAAUGUGCCUCAAGGGGAAUGCGUGGAAGAUUUGCACUUGGUGAGCCGGUCUAUGGUGAAUUACAGCUACGAUAAUUCAGAGUCAGAGUCCAGCCACAGCUCCAGAACCAGAAGGCUGCUUCCCCAGGUGCCUCCAGAAAAGCUAGACAGCGUUUCCCCAAGUAUCCUGAUCUGCCACGAGGGCUUUCAGGAACCUCUGGAUAGGGUCUCCAAUCCUCCAUGUCCACAAGACUCCACCCUGCGCCUGUGCGUUCAGGAUGAUGUGGACCCGGACAGCCUGAGCGACGCCAGCCGUUCAGAUGACGGGCCGGUUCUGGAGAACAUAAGAAAAAAACAGCCGAUGACCGGAUCUUUGUCCAUGGGGGUAGCCGGUCCUCCGUUCAAAGAUCCAGAGAAAGUGUCUCCCUCCUCCAAACCCACCUGCUUCUACAUUGGGUCUGACGACGGUCCGGGAAAAUCCGACCAGGCUUGGAGCCCGGUGCAGUCCGAGAGGAUCCGUGACCCCCCAACGAAACCCCCCGCUACCACCGUGCUGAUCCGACACCUCAGCGGGCAUGAACCCAGGAAGGCCGGCGUCAAACCCAACAGCUCCGCUCCCAACCUUAAAAUACAGGACAAGGAUUACGUCCCCACUAGAGACAUCUGCGUGUCCUCCAUUGUCCGGCAGGACAGCUUCACCAAGGACCGGCCUAGCGAUACCGUACAGAUGAAGAAGCUUCCACACAUCUCCAGCCACCCAUCCCUCAGAGACAUGGAGCAGAGAAGGGAGGCCGUCCAGGACACGGGGUCCUUCCUUCGGGAGGGAACUCCGACCUCCCUGGACUCUAAGUUACCCUCGUCUGGCUCUGGUCGUAGCUCGAAGAAAGGUGGCUCUUCCACCCACAUGGACGACUCCUUGUCCAGUGAGUCGGACGUGGAAACUGCGAGCACUGUGAGCCAGGUUAGCAGCAAGAACGCCCCAAUAGGCUCUACUUCCAAGAAGUAUGCCCCCAUUGGCAUCCUCCAGAAGGAGAAGUCCUCCUCUGGCUCUUCGGUCCAGCAGAAGGGACGACAGCUCUCCGCCCGCGAACGUCUAUCUGAGAAACGCCGGAACCAGACGACCAUGGACCCGUCCAGCAAGGCAGAGGCAGCAAAGCGCUUCCAGAUGCGGCGCAGCACGGGGACCCGCGGAUCUCUGGACCUCUCGGAGGGUAAACGGGGUUCUGCUCAACACUGGACCGAAACUACAUCGUCCGACCAUGAGAUCUCCCGGCCUACUGGGCGCGGCAAGAAACUGGUCGCCCCUCUUCAAAAUGAAGAUGGCGGGAAGACACCCAGGGCCGCGACCCAGCAAGUUCUGACUCGGUCCAACAGCCUGUCGGCGCCGCGGCCUACCCGGGCCUCCAUGCUCCGCCGGGCCCGCCUUGGCGAGACCUCGGACAACGAAGGUGCCGAGACAGACCGGGGCUCCCAAAACUCCGACCACGUUGCGUCAACGUUCAAAGCGCCGGCCGACGGGAGGAAGCUGUCCCGACUAGACAUCCUGGCGAUGCCGAGGAAGAGGACCGGCUCUUUUACAGCUCCCAGCGACACAGAGACCUCUUCCGCCGGCCGCUCUGCUUUCUCCAACCGCAACUCAGAACCCGGCACCCGGAUGAGGUCCAUGGGCGACACCCGCCAGACCACCAGUAAAGGGGGAGUACUUACGGGGAAGCAAUUGCGGACCCGGUCUAGUGGAGCCAAGUACACCACUGCCGGUUCCCGCCGCAGACAGAAGGGGUCAGACUCCUCCUCCUCCUCUGAGGACGAGUGCCCAAACAGUGCCGUGAAUCUCAAAACCAAGCGCUCCUCCCACCUGCCUUCCGCCGCCCAGACGCAGCGCCACCGGACUGCCGGCGCCCGAUCCAAGUCUGUAUCCGUGGAGACGGAGGAGGACGCGGACCCGAGCGAAGUAGACCCGUAUCAGAACUGGUCCACACACAGCGCCGAGAUCGCCAAGCUCAGCCAGGAUCUGGCUAAAGAUCUGGCCAUCCUGGCAAAAGAGAUCCACGAUGUCGCCGGAGAUGGAGAUGGAGAUUCGCCCAGCGUAGAGAACACCACCUACCCCAACACGCCGGCCUCCACCAUCUCCGCCAGGGAGGAGCUGGUCCAACAUAUCCCUGAAGCCAGUUUAAAUUACCAGAAGGUUCCUCCGGGUUCUGCCGCUGUCUCGGACCUGGACUUGAACAUGAAUGAGCCGGCGCCCGGUUCAAAGCACCGCCGCCCGUGCAACCGUGAAGAGGUCACCGUUUAAUCCCUGAGGCAGCGCCCAUGUGUUUAUUGGGAUUUAAUAGAACUCCUAAAAGCAAAGUCCAAUGAACUUCCCAACAGCCAACUUGUUGUCAGCUAGCUAUCUUAUGACCUGUUGUUAGUCUGACUCUGUUCUCUAGGUGACGUUAGUCUAGUGCCCCUAGACGCUGAACUGCUCCUUACAGCCACAAUAUACAAAUACUAUAAAUAAGUAAAUAUAUAUAUAUAUAUAUAUAUAUAUAUAUAUAUAUAUAUAUAUAUAUAUAUAUAUGUAUGUCUAGGUGGAGAUACACUUGUAAGUUUUGGCGCUAAAGGUCAUUGAGUUGUGGUCUUCAGGGAUCAGUAGAGUUGUAAUGUGCUUGCUGAUAUCCAGACUCCGGCCCUUUUAGAGAUAAAAAGACUUUACAAUACUAUAACAGUAAUAUUUUUAUCUUCCUGAGCCUGCAGUGUGAACAUUUGUAAAACUCAUCACACUAAAGGAGACUGAUGCAGUUAGUUUUGGUGCGCUGGGAGAUCAGAAGGUAAAGCUGCCGUUGAUGUCAGUGGUGACGUCUCACACUCACGUGGUUCCCCCUGUACGAACGCGGGUGAUUCUGGGACAACCUGAUGUUGAACCCUGUGUCCCAGCUGUCUCAGGCCAUCCGAGAGAACACAGGAACAGCUGGCAGAGAAAAUGAAGUAAGGGAGACUUUG